Messenger RNA from Ipomoea nil (Japanese morning glory), 2274 nucleotides. RefSeq lists its product as uncharacterized. NCBI's taxonomy places the organism in Eukaryota, Viridiplantae, Streptophyta, Magnoliopsida, Solanales, Convolvulaceae. The record is from RefSeq and is a predicted model, not a curated record. The coding region runs from base 1 to 2274 and encodes 757 amino acids. The transcript has a single exon.
AUGGAAGGUCGAACCAAGUCCCCAGGUCGGACGUUGCUCACCGCCUUGCCCUUCUCGGCCGAGAUUAUGGCAUACAAGAUACCCGGCGACUUUAAGUUCCCGGAACAGGCCACCUUCGACGGAUCCGGCGACCCGCGCGAACAUCUUUUGAGUUACCAAGCCAAAAUGCAAGUGCUGGGGGUUCGGGAUCCCGUCAUGUGUCGCGCUUUCCUGCCAACGCUAAAGGGCUUGGCGCAAAGAUGGCUCAUGGCCUUGCCCCCAGGCUCAAUUCGCAGCUUCGAAGAGUUGGCCGAUCGUUUCAUGAGUCAUUAUGCGGCUAACGUCAAACCGCAAAAAGAUUUAACAUAUCUGGGAGAUAUUCGUCAAGAGGAGGGCGAAUCUCUCAAAACUUACCUGGCCCGAUGGCAAAAAGAGAUUCAGUCCAUCGAAGAGGUAGAGGACCAGACUGCCCUCACCUUCUUCAUCGAGUCGCUGCGAUCCGGCCAACUUUAUCGCGACCUUCGGGACAACCGGCCCGCCACCUAUGCGGAGGCUAUUCACCUUGCCAACAAGCGAGCCAAUACGGAACAAGCCGUAAAACAUAAACGACAACGUGAAGUCGGAGGAUCCUCCGGGGGGAAACAACCCCGGGCGGAGGUACGGGAAAGACGUCCAGAUCCAGCCCAGCGCACAUACGAUAGGCCUAGCAUCCAGCCUUAUAGGCCGACCCCACAGCACCCGGUGCACGAGGUGCAAGCGGUCGCGCCGCCUCCGCCUCCUCCGACCAAGGAGCGUGCAGUGAAUGAAGACACGGGUAAGACGUCUAUGUAUUGUCGUUACCACAAGUCAUACACCCACAACUCGGAAGAAUGUUAUUACUUGAAAAAGAUUAUGGAGGGGAUCAUCCAGCAAGGGACGCCGCCUCCCAAUCAGUGGCGAAGGAGAUCUGCGACCCGGGAGGACAACGACCCCUCGGAGGCGGUCGAAGGCAACCGCGGUAAGCAGCCGGAGACCGAUGAAGGUGAAGCCCAGUGGAGACAAAAGCCGGUUAUCAACAUGAUAGUUGGCGAACCUGAAGGAGGCGACUCUGCCAACACUCGAAAGGCUUGGGCUCGGCAGUUGUACGUAGGGACCGUGUAUGGGCGAGAAGGCGGCUCGAAGAAGGUAUGCCGAGAGCCUAUCGUCUUUACAGACAAAGACUCGCCUACGGGAGAAACUUCGCAUCGCGACGCCCUAGUCAUUGUUAUGGAUGUAAACAGAGUGGUCGUCCGGCGAAUCCUGGUAGACACGGGGAGCAGCGUCAAUAUCCUAUACCUCGAGACUUUCACCAAAAUGGGAUUGGCACGAGAACAACUGGCCUCAGUCAAGACGCCACUAGCCAGUUUCACAGGCGACUCCGAGGAAGCUGAGGGAUCCAUUAUUCUACCCGUCGAGGUUGGUACCUAUCCUGAUGUGCAGAAGCUAGACAUGAAAUUCAUUGUGGUCGAUGUGGCAUGCUCCCACAAUGCAAUCCUCGCCCGACCUGGUUUGGAAGAUCUGGGAGCUUUGAUCUCCGUCGAGUAUCUCUGCUUAAAAUUCCGCACACCGAGCGGAGUAGGUACAGUGCGUUGUGAUAGGAGGGCCGCCCGCGACUGCUACCUGCAAGCUUGCAGGGGUAUGGGCAAACGGGAGAUGCAAGUUCAUGAGAUCACAAAGCGACCCCUGAAGAAGACGAUGCCGCCUCGUCCCGAGCCGGCCGUGGAGCUGGAGGAAGUUGAGAUUGAUCCUGAGCGACCGGAAAGACGAGUGAGGAUCGGAGUCGGCCUCCGAGAGGAGGUGCGAGAAGAGGUCAUAAGAGUGCUUCGAGAAAACCAGUUGGUCUUCGCGUGGGGACCCGAAGUUAUGCCCGGAGUAGACAGGUCUAUCAUCUCUCACCAGCUCGCCGUCGACCUUGGUCAUCGACCUUUGAUCCAGAAGAAGCGAUGCCUGGCUAACAAUCGAAGAGAGUUCGUAAAAAAGGAAGUAAAUAUGUUGUUGGCCGCUAGCCAUAUCUGGGAAGUCACGUAUCUGGAAUGGUUAGCUAAUGUGGUACUCGUGCCAAAACCACCAGCCUGGCGGAUGUGUGUAGAUUACACCGACCUUAACAAAGCCUGCCCAAAGGACCCUUUUCCUUUGCCCAAGAUUGACCAGUUGGUCGACGAGACGGCAGGGUCAGCGUUACUGAGUUUCAUGGAUGCCUUCCAAGGGUAUCACCAAAUUUACAUGCACAAGGCCGAUGAGGAGAAUACGGCAUUCCUAACCCCAGAUGGCGUGUAA